Molecule: messenger RNA, 1302 nt
Organism: Labrus mixtus (cuckoo wrasse)
Lineage: Eukaryota; Metazoa; Chordata; Actinopteri; Labriformes; Labridae
Gene: slc35d2
Product: solute carrier family 35 member D2
Exons: 12
Coding region: 112-1119 (335 amino acids)
Cellular component (GO): Golgi apparatus
Molecular function (GO): antiporter activity; GDP-fucose transmembrane transporter activity
Source: RefSeq, a predicted model, not a curated record
UCCACAGUAAUGUACUCGACGACGCUGGUUCUCAAGGGUGGACCCCGCCAUCCAGCAAGGACUUACCGCACCGUUAAACAACUUUAAUAGGAGUCCUUUUAGUAUCUAAACAUGUCUGCCAAAGUCAGUCAGGAAGAAGCUGUUGAACACUCCGGACAGCUUAAGUUCCUCUCCGCGCUGUUUUACGCCGGCAGCUCGUUUAUUCUAACGGUGGUGAAUAAAACCGUGCUGACCACUUUCAGGUUUCCCUCCUACAUGUGUCUAGGAAUUGGACAGAUGGCCACCACUCUUGUUGUCCUUUAUGUUGCAAAAAAGAGCAAAACAGUCCAAUUUCAAGAUUUUGACAUCAGUAUUCUCUUAAAGAUUUUCCCUCUGCCAUUGCUAUAUGUUGGGAACCAUAUCACAGGACUUGCAAGCACUAAAAAACUCAGUUUGCCCAUGUUUACAGUGCUACGGAAAUUCACCAUCUUGAUGACAAUGAUCUUGGAAGUAUACAUACUCAGAAAAACAUUUCCAAAACGCCUUGUGUACAGUGUUGCGGCCAUUAUCCUUGGUGCCAUGGUUGCUGCAAGCUCUGAUCUGGCGUUUGAUGUGGAGGGAUACACUUUCAUCUUGCUCAAUGAUGUCUUCACCGCUGCUAGCAGCGUGUACACCAAGAAGAAACUUGGCUCUGAGGGUCUUGGGAAGUAUGGUGUCUUAUUUUACAAUGCACUAAUCAUAAUCAUCCCCACUCUCUUGGCAAGUGCAUUUACCGGAGAUUUACAUGAGGCAGUCACAUUUGAAGACUGGGUUGAAGCCACAUUUAUUUUUUGUUUCCUUGUCUCCUGCUUCAUGGGGUUCGUGCUGAUGUAUUCCAUAGUGCUGUGCAGCUAUUAUAACUCAGCACUAACUACCGCAGUGGUUGGAGCAAUAAAGAAUGUUGCAGUAGCCUACAUUGGCGUCUUUGUGGGUGGAGACUACCUGUUCUCAUGGACAAACUUCUUAGGCCUCAGUAUUUGUAUGUCGGGUGGACUAAUGUACUCAUACUUCACCUUUAACAUCCAACCAUCUGAGGGGAACAACGAGGAGCUGAAGAUUCAUGUUACAGAUGAUUCAAAAGGGAGGUUCUCCACAAAUUAAAUGGACGAUGUUUUAGCAUUCACCACUAGGUGGCAUUGUUCUGCUCCAUAUUGGAGCGUAUUAUCUUCUGCACUUAUUUUUUUAUAUUCUUUUAAAAUCAUUCAACUGACACAUAACUUGUUUUUAUAUAUUUGAUGUUUUCUUACUAUGAAAUCAUGACUGAAUAAAUUGACAGUAAGUGCA